CACGAGCGAGCGAGCACCUGCUGCUGGUGCUGCAUCGUGGCUGUCCUUGUUGUUUGUGUUGUUGUUGCCGCACAACCGCAAGCAAUGCAAGGGGUUGGGAAUAGUUGUUGGAGAUGUGGCGAAUAAUCUGGGUGAAACCGUUUUCGAUUUUUUAUUUUUGGUGGGGUGCGCGAAAGCAAAGAAGAAGGAGAAGACACAACGACCUUGUUAUCACAGAUUCUACGGCGACUGUUGACGCCUCUCCACCAGAAGUUGGAUCACAUUUGAGCAAGUGGGAGGACAGUCGCAACAGCGACAGCUGCCUUAGUGAGGCCUCAACUGCAUCUCGCCGAACAUCCGCAGCGAGCACCGAGGCAAUCACCAACAUGCCGCGCAAAGGCCGCCAAUUCCUCGAGGAUGCUGGUCCUCGAGGAGAAAUGACUGGCAACGCAGGCAAGUCCGGGGCUGAGCUUGACGCGGCCCGCAAACGCAACACCGCCUAUGAGUACCUCUGCCAUCUUGAGGAAGCAAGAAAGUGGCUGGAGGCGUGCCUGGAAGCAGAGCUCCCGCCUGCGAGCGAGCUGGAAGGCGCGCUGCGCAACGGCGUCAUUGUGGCCAAACUUGCCCUCUUCUUCGCCCCAGAUGUCGUCAACCCAAAGAAGAUCUACGAUCCAGAAGAGAAAAUCUACAAGGAGAAGGGCCUUGUUUUCCGCCACACGGACAACAUCAACCACUGGCUUCGCGCCAUGGAGAAGAAGAAGUUCCCAGAGAUCUUCUAUCCCGAGAUCACCGACCUGUACGACAAGAAGAACAUGCCACGCGUCAUCUACUGCAUCCACGCCCUCAGCCGCUACCUGUUUGGCCUCGGCAUCGCCCCAGAGAUGGAGGACCUGCACGGCGUCGCAGAGUUUACGGAGGAAGAGCUCUCUGCCAUGGAACAGGAGCUGCAAAAAGCCGGCGUGCAGAUGCCCAAGUUUGGCAAGAUUGGUGGCAUCUUGGCAAAGGAACUUGGCGAGGACGACGCAGCGAUGCACGCAGCCAUCUUGAAGAUCAACCAGGCGCUCGAAACGGAAGCGCCGAGCGACGAGCUGUACCCGCUGCUGUCUGCCUCUGCUGCAAAGCUGAAGAAGAUUGACAAGGAGAACAUGGACGGCUACCGCGACACGCUCAUUGCGGCCAAGAUGGAGAAGACGGCCAACGCGCCCGAGGCGUCACACGUCGGGCUCAACGACUCGCAGCAGGCCGGUGACGCCGAGCAGGUGGACGUGUACGACACCAACCUCACGCGCGAUGAGAUCCAGAAGAUCAUCAACGUCAUCAACACAACCGUCGCUGCAGAGAAGAAGCGCGCCGCAAUUGAGCAAGCGAUCCAGGACCUGAGCGAGGCGAUUGACGAGAAGAACGAGGAGAAGAUGAUGACGGCACUGCAGACGCCGGCCAUGGAGCUCAAGGACGUCGAUCCAGCCUUUGCACCGCACUACAUGGUGUCGCUGACCGCCCUGCAGAACAGCCUGCCCGAUGACGAGUACUUUACGGUUGAGCAGGUGCAGGAGGCUGUCAACGAUGGCAACGACGCCGCUGCCAAGCGCAAGCGAGUGUCUGAGAUUGUGCAGGCGAUCAACGAGGCCGUCACUGCCGGAAGCGUCGACGAACUUCGCGAGCUCUUCAACGAAUGCUCCGAACUCCUUGAUCUUCCGCCAACAGACAGUGCUGUGACAGAGCGCUACCUCGAAGCGCUCAAGACAGCGACCGCCGAACACGGCCCGCUGUCGCUGGAGCAGAUCAGGGCGGUGCUGCAGGACGUCAACAAGACACUUCAGCACGAAGCGGCUGUGCAAGCGGCACUGCAGGAGCUGGACAAGCGCAUCGACGAAGGCGAAGCAGAGCAAACACUUGAGGCCCUGCAGGCGCCUGUGCUGGCGAUUGAGGAUGUUGACGAGGCUGGUGCACUGCACUAUCAGGCCUCACUCGUCCGAGCAAAGGAAGAAGUCAGCGGCGAAAUGCUCGGCCGUGAUGAUGUGCAGAAGGUGAUCAAGGACGCCAACUUUGAAGCGGAAGAGAAUGCAAAACAUGCGGCUGCGCUGUUUGCGCUGAAUGACGCGAUCCGCAAAGGCGACGCCGACAAGACACUGGCACAGCUCAAGGAGCCGUAUACGCGAGUGGACAAUGUGCAGGACCGCUGCGGGGAGCGGUACCAGAAGUCGCUGGCCCCGGUGCUUGCAAGCAAGGAGUCAGACAACGCGGUUGCGGCGAAAAAGUGGAAGAAGUAUGCCACCGACGACGGACGCGACUACUACUUCAACAAGGAGACGAAGGAGACGCAGUGGCUGCCGCCGGAGGAGGUGAUUGCUAACAACCUGAGCGUCGAGGAGGUGCAGGAGGUCGUUGACAAGUGCAACGCAGACCAGGCGCGGUGGGACUCGUUUGUGGAGGCGGAGCCGGCGAUUGUGACGCUGCAGGCACACAUCCGCGGUAUGCUGCGCCGCAAGGAGCAUCUGGAGCGCAUGAAGUAUCUUCGCGAGCACGAGGGCGACGCCGUGAAACUUCAGGCGGCGUUCAGGGGCUACAAGCAGCGCAAGCAGUACAAGGACCGCCUGGACUACCUCAACUCCCAGGAGGACGCCGCAAUCAAGAUCCAGGCUGCAUACAAGGGCCUGAAGGCACGCCAGCAAUACAAGACACUCACGAAGGUGGACAACCCGCCUGUUGCGACAGUUCGCCGGUUCCUGCAUCUUCUUGACCAGAGCGAUCUCGACUUUGCAGAGGAGCUUGAGCGUCAACAGCUCAAGCAGAAGGUGGUGCUGGCGAUCCGCUCCAACCACGAGCUGGACGAUGCGCUGAACCAGAUGGACAUCAAGAUUGGCCUCCUGGUGAAGAACCGCAUUGAGCUCGAUGAUGUCGUGAAGCAGAACAGGGAGCUGAAGAAGGCGCGCAAGCGCGGCAGCCAGCAGAAGCUCGUGCUCCCGCACCAACAGGGCGGCCUGAAGAGCCUUACCAAGCAGUCACGGCAGAAGCUUGAGUCGUACCAGCACCUCUUCUACCUGGUGCAGACCAAGCCCGAAAUUCUCGCCCGACUUGUUUUCCUCGAUCAGCCCAUGCCCGGGUGGUCGAACAACAAGACGAGCCGCUUCCUGGAGGACGCCAUCCAGCUCAUCUACAACUAUGCCAGCAACGCGCGCGAGCAGUAUCUGCUGCUGAAGCUCUACCGCACUGCGCUCAAGACGGAGAUCCAGGAGAAGGUGAACACGGUCAAGGAAAUCAUCACAGGCAAUCCCACAGCCAUCAAGCUCGUCAUCAACCAGUACCGCUCCUCUUCACAGGGCGUGAAGUACCUGUCCUCGACGCUGCGGCCGCUGGUGCAACAGUGCCUUGCAGACGAGUCGCUUGACCUCAACACGGACCCCAAAGUUGCGUACAAGAAGUGGAUCAACCAACAGGAGCGUGAGACUGGCGUUGCGUCGACGCUUCCACGCGACGUGACGCGGGAGGAGGCGCUCAAGCACGAGCCCGUGCGCACGGCAGUGGACAAGGCUGUCAGCAAGCUCGUUGAGAUUGGCGAGGCGUUCCUCGACUCCAUCCUCGCAAACGUGUCGCUGCUGCCGUUUGGUCUGCGCAGCAUCUGUGGCGCCUUGCGGGAGGACUUGCGGGCCAGGUUCCCUGAUGCUCCCGAGGUGGAGAUCACAAAAGUGCUGGGCAACGUGCUGUAUUACCGCUACAUCAACCCGGCCAUCAUCGCGCCAGAGGCGUUUGGCGUCAUUGAGACGUCCGGCCACACGGAGCUGACGCCGCUGAAGCGUGGCAACCUCGGUUCCAUUGCCAAGCUGCUGCAGUCUGCUGCCUCUGGGCUGCGCUUUGAGCUCUCUGAGGGCGAGAAGACAAGCCCGCUCAACAAGUUCCUCUACGAGGGAUGGAAGAAGUUCAAGACGUAUUUCCACGACGCGGCAACGGUGAUGUCGGCGGAGCAGCAUUUUGGCAUUGACGAGUACUCUGAUGCAGUCAUGCUCACCAAGCCGCAAAUCAACAUCUCCCCCGUGGACAUCUACUACAUGCACAAGAUGCUGAGCGUCAACGCGGACCAGCUUGUUGACGAAGGCGACACGCAGCUUCACGAGAUUCUGGAAGACCUUGGUCCCAUUGGCGAGCCCGAGGACGAGAUUGGGCCCGAAGACAGCCCCGAGCGCAGCGCCAACAAGGUGCCCAUGUGGAUGCUUCUCGCCAACAAGUUUGAGGUGCCGGAGGAUGACACGUCCGACAUCAAGGCGCUCUUUGUCAGGACGAAGCGCAUGGUUGUGGACGUGAUCCGGUUUCAGCAGGGCAAGACGCUCAAGGACAUUCUUGAGACACCCGCCACCAGCGAGAUGGAGGAGGAGCACUUGGCAUUCACAAAGAAACGCCGCGCUGAACUCGACCAGCUUGCACAAUCUGAUCCAGACCUGAAAGACGUCAUUGCAGAACAGCGAUCCGAUUUCUCGACUCUGGAGCAGACGAAGGAGAAGAUUUUGUCGAAUGCGGAGGUGUUGGAGAAAGAAGGCCUGUGCUCGAAGGAGCAGGGCUACCAGAACUUGCUCAACGCCGUUGCCCAGGACAUUCGCAACCAGCGCAUCUACCGCCAGCACCGCAAGCAGGACCUGGCCAAGCUCAAGCACACGCUGGAGGAGCUUGAGGUGAAGAAGCGCCAGCAGUCUGAGGCCAUGGACUACUACGACCAAUACGUUAAGGAGUGCAUGAAGCAGAUGGGCAAAGCCACAGCCACAAAGAAACGCUUCUGGUUCCGCCCGAACCGCCGCAAGGAGACGGAGAGCGGGCAGUGGAUUGGCACAUACAGCACAAACGCCCACAAACUCAAGGAGCGCGGCGUCCUCGUCUCUGUCACCGGCGUCUCAGACUUCCAGCUUCGUGGGCUUCACAUUGACGUGUCGUCGGAUGAGGUUGGCAUCUUCAACAUCACCAUCAAGGGCGCAGGCAUGGCGCUCGCCAAGGAGCAGCUGGUGUUCCAGGAUCUGCUGCAGAAGCAGUAUGAGAACGUGGACACGAUGAAGAUCUUUGACGACCGCUGUACCGUCAACGUCAACCUGCUCAUCUUCCUCAUCAACAAGAAGUUCUACCACAAGUAGACGCGCCACGCGCUGGGUCUGCUUGCAACGUCAAGGAUCUUGUGUUCACACACACACACACAGACACACACACACACACCUCUGUUUCAAACACACACAACCAGCCAAUUCAUGUCCUGCGAAUGGGGGUUCUGUUUUCUCCUUUGUUCUCUUUGCCUUCGCUUUCCACUUGUGUUGUUGGUUCCUUCACUGCAACACGCGGCAGGCGUUGUGUUGUCGCCAACAAAGCAAUCACACAAAACACACAACAGAUUGUUCACGUUUUUGGCUUCAUUUGGUUCUUCAUUCAUUCCUGUAGAUGCCCCCCCCCCCAAACUUCUACUUUGUUGCUGCACAUCAUAAAGAUGCAAGAAAAAGGAACUGGACUCGA
Messenger RNA from Salpingoeca rosetta, 5463 nucleotides. RefSeq lists its product as uncharacterized. NCBI's taxonomy places the organism in Eukaryota, Choanoflagellata, Craspedida, Salpingoecidae. Gene Ontology annotation, biological process: regulation of GTPase activity; regulation of actin cytoskeleton organization. The record is from RefSeq and is a predicted model, not a curated record. Gene Ontology annotation, molecular function: calmodulin binding; GTPase activator activity; actin filament binding. The transcript is spliced from 29 exons. The coding region runs from base 114 to 5093 and encodes 1659 amino acids. Gene Ontology annotation, cellular component: cytoplasm.